CUGGCCAGCAGCACUCUGCCUUCUGCUCCGCUCAGCUCGACAUGUGUCACACCCGCAGCUCCCUGCCCGCAAUGACCGUCCUGCAAGCCCCCAAGUCCGCCUCCUCCACUAGCCCAGGACCCCGGCGGGGGUCCGGUCCCGAGAUCUUCACCUUCGACCCUCUCCCGGAGCCCGGAGUGGCCCCAGCCAAGCGCUUCAGCGCCUCUCGCGGGCACCGCAAGCGCAGCCGCAGGGUCCUCUACCCCCGAGUGGUCCGGCGCCAGCUGCCAGCGGAGGAACCAAACCCUGCCAAAAGGCUUCUCUUUCUGCUACUCACCAUCAUCUUCUGCCAGAUCCUGAUGGCCGAAGAAGGAGUGCAGGUGCCCCUGGACCUGGAGGACGCCCCCAGCAACGCUUCCCCCGCCCCCAUUCCUGCGCCUCCAGUUUUCGAGCCUCUUAACCUGACCUCAGAGUCCUCGGACUACGCUCUGGACCUCAGUACUUUUCUCCAGCAACACCCGGCCGCCUUCUGACAGUGACUUGAUAACCUCACCAUCAAAAAUAUGAAUCUGAAAAACCGUUGAAACACCAGGCGUACCUGGGGCACAAGGCCGUAUCCCAAAAUGGGACUCCCGAGGCAACUUGAACUCAGAACACUACAGUGGAGAAGCCAGCCGGUGCCUGGGGGAGAGGGAGACUGAGCAUAGACUCCCCCGGAUCUAAGCCCGGUGGGGAAAGAGCGUCGUUAAUUUAUUUUUAAUUGCUCCUAAUUAAUAUUUAUAUGUAUUUAUAUAUGUUCCCCUAGGUGAUGGAGGGGUGUAUGUGAUAUUUAUUUUAACUUAUGCAGGGUACGAGAUGUGACCCCCUGCUGGAAAUGCAGGUCUUUUGGUAUUUAUUGAGCUUUGUGGGACUGGUGGAGGCAGGGCGCCUAGGACUGAGGGAGACUAGAAGAAGGAAUGGAGAAGACUUGCGUUGGGUUUGGCGCCCAGGCUGGGAGUCAAGCAUGGUGGUGGGUUGUAGGUUUAGGGGGUGACACUCCGUCCUCCAACAUCUCAGCUCCGCGGGGCCUACUGUGUGAGGCCCUAGUGGACUGUUGGCGAUGAGUUCCGUGGUCUUCGAUCUCCCCGGAGUUGCCCCUAAGGGGUGGCUGUGGGGUCGGGGGUCAAUGGGCUGUCAGAGGGCGGCUGUUGGGGUCGCCCAGUAUGUUCUGUGAACACAAAUAAACUUGAUCUACUCUCAGCA
Messenger RNA from Loxodonta africana (African savanna elephant), 1221 nucleotides. RefSeq names its product immediate early response 3 (gene IER3). Gene Ontology annotation, cellular component: nucleus. NCBI's taxonomy places the organism in Eukaryota, Metazoa, Chordata, Mammalia, Proboscidea, Elephantidae. The record is from RefSeq and is a predicted model, not a curated record. The transcript has 2 exons. Gene Ontology annotation, biological process: negative regulation of apoptotic process; DNA damage response. Bases 42 to 512 code for a protein of 156 amino acids.